GCCCGCCUCCCGGCCCUUGGCAACGGCGCCUCCCGCCCUGUCCCUGGGUUGGGAAAACGGCGGCCAAGCAGGUGUGGGGUGGCUCUUCCCUCCGCCCAAAGCCCCCUGAAACCGAAUGGAGCCGGGAGAAGGAGGAGGAGGAGGAGAGGGCGCGGCCUGAGGCGCUCGUGGGAGGGCGAGCGCGCGGCCGCCAUGCAAAGAGGUCGGCUUCGGGCGCGAGGCAGUUCCUGAGCGCGGAGAAGGCCAGGCCUCCCUUUGGGUCCUGUCAGACGACUCCAAGGCUAAACGGUCAAAUGGUUUUCUGGGCCCAAGAACAUGUGACUUCUCUAGAAUUAUCCAAGUUGUUAUUGUGGAAUUUUACUUCAAGAAUGGAAUUCUGUGAAGAUGGGAAAUAAUUUUUGUCACAAAUAUUGUUCCAUUUCCUUCUGUGGAGGCUGUUAGCUUCAGAAUUCAGCUGUGACUUUUUUGACCACUGAUAGAAUAAGAUACCCUCUGGCAUGGAGCUGGAGGUAAAUGAACAACCUGUUGUUAUGAGAGACGACAACAAACGGAGGAGAAGGAGGAUGAAGCCAUACUGUACAGCCAGCAGUUUGUCUGCAUCAGAACUGAUAACCAUUGAAUUUGUUCUACCCACAAGCAACAUGUUAAUAGAUAUAGCCAGCAACUGUACAGUAGAACAGAUGAAAGCACAAAUUUGGAUGCGGGCAAUAGAGCGGAAUCAAAACUCUGACUACUACCAUACAUUCACACCUGAUCAAUUUGUUCUUCAAUACCAAAAGAAGGGUCAGUGGUAUGAAAUUUAUGACAAACAUCAGAUAAUACAGACACUAGACUGCAUAUUGUAUUGGAAAGUGUUGCAAAAGAAAGUUGGCAAAAUUCACGUGAUUCAAAAGCAAAAGCCCACAAAGGAAGUUCAGGAGUUUCAAAAGCAACUCAAUUAUUUGAUUGGCUAUGAUGUUACUGAUAUAAGUAACGUACAUGAUGAUGAACUGGAAUUUGCUCGCCGCAGAUUAGUCACUCCACGGACAAUUGAAGUAUCCUGCAGAGAUCCAAAAUUAUAUUCAUUGCACCCUUGGACUACAUCCAAACCACUUCCAGAUUAUAUGCUUAGUAGGAUUGUCAAUAAUAGCAUUUUCAUAAACAUCCAUAGAGGAACAACUAGUCAGAAGAUUAAAGUGGCCAUUGACGACACUCCAGAUACAAUCCUUCAGAGCUUUUUCACAAAAAUGGCAAAGAAAAAAUCUUUAAUGAAUAUUCCUGAAGAUCACAAUGAGCUGGACUUUGUCCUUAGAGUAAGUGGCAGAGAUGAAUAUAUUGUAGGUGAGACACCAAUUAGAAAUUUCCAUUGGAUAAGACAUUGUCUGAAAAAUGGGGACGAAAUUCACCUUGUCCUGGAUGACCCCCCUGACCCAAACCAGGAUGAAGUGCAGAAAGAGGAAUGGCCCUUGGUGGAUGACUGCACCGGAGUCUCAGGAUAUCACGAACAGUUGACAAUAGAUGGCAAAGAUCAUGAGCGGGUAUUCACUAUAUCAUUGUGGGACUGCAAUAGGAAAUUCCGUGUCAAGAUAAUUGGCAUUGAUAUCCCUGUGCUACCAAGAAACACAGACCUUACUGUAUUUGUUGAAGCGAAUAUUCAACAUGGGCAGCAGCUGCUUUCACAGAAAAGAACUACUGCUAAGCCAUUUACUGAAGAAGUCCUGUGGAAUAUCUGGCUUGAGUUUGAUAUCAAGAUUAAAGAUUUGCCUAAAGGUGCAUUACUAACUCUGCAGGUAUAUUGUGGCAAAGCACCAGCAUCAUCCACUAAGGCUAAUCUUCAGCCACAUGAUUCUCCCAGUCCUGAUUCUAAGUGUAAAACCCAGCUACUUUAUUAUGUCAAUAUUUUACUAAUAGACCACCGCUCCCUUCUUCGGACUGGGGAUUAUGUUCUCCAUAUGUGGAAAAUUUCGGGCAAAGGGGAAGAGCAGGGAAGCAUAAAUGCUGAUAAGCUUACCUCAGCCACUAAUCCAGAUAAAGAGAACUCAAUGGCUAUCUCAAUUGUUCUGGACAAGUAUUGCCACCCAGUUGCUUUGCCCAAACACAAAAUAGCAGCUGAUCUGCAAGGAGACCGGGCCAGAGCUGAAAUGCCCAACCAACUGCGCAAACAGCUUGAAGAGAUCAUAGCCACAGACCUGCUUAAUCCACUUACCCCUGAAGACAAAGAAUUACUGUGGCAUUUCAGAUAUGAAAGCAUAAAGCAUCCAAAGGCAUAUCCUAAGCUGCUUAGCUCAGUGAAAUGGGGACAACAAGAAGUAGUAACAGAAACAUAUCAAUUAUUAGCUAAAAGAGAUGCGUGGGACCUCAGCACUUUAGAUGUUGGAUUACCAAUGCAACUUUUAGAUUGUAAUUUUUCUGAUGAAAAUGUGAGAGCCAUGGCAGUGCAAAAACUAGAAAGUUUAGAUGAUGAUGAUGUUCUUCAUUAUCUCUUGCAACUAGUUCAGGCUGUGAAAUUUGAGCCUUAUCAUGACAGUGCAUUGGCCCGAUUCCUUCUAAAAAGAGGCUUAAGAAACAAAAGAAUUGGACACUUUUUGUUCUGGUUUUUAAGAAGUGAGAUUGCACAGUCCAUGCACUAUCAGCAGAGAUUUGCUGUGAUCCUAGAAGCUCAUUUGAGAGGUUGUGGGAAAGCGAUGCUGCAAGACUUCCUGAGGCAGGUUCAAGUAAUUGAACUGUUGCAAAAAGUGACAAUGGAGAUAAAGUCACUUUCUGCUGAAAAGUAUGAUGUCACUCCUCAAGUAAUUACACAGCUCAAACAAAAGCUUGAGAAACUGCAGGAUUGCAAGUUUCCUGAAUGCUUCAGAGUCCCAUAUGACCCGGGACUGAAGGCAGGAGCAUUGGUGAUAGAAAAAUGUAAAGUAAUGGCAUCCAAGAAAAAACCUCUUUGGCUAGAAUUCAAAUGUGCAGAUCCUACAUCACUAUCCAAUGAAACUAUUGGCAUAAUCUUCAAACAUGGAGAUGAUCUGCGGCAGGACAUGCUUAUUUUACAGAUACUUCGGAUAAUGGAGUCCAUCUGGGAAGAAGAAUCCUUAGAUUUGUGUCUGUUGCCAUAUGGCUGCAUUUCUACAGGGAAUAAAAUAGGAAUGAUUGAAAUUGUAAAAGAUGCUACGACAAUUGCCAAAAUCCAGCAAAGCACGGUUGGAAACACUGGUGCAUUUAAGGAUGAAAUAUUAAACCAGUGGCUCAAGGAGAAAUGUGUAAUUGAAGAAAAGUUUCAGACAGCAGUGGAAAGAUUUGUGUACUCUUGUGCUGGUUACUGUGUGGCAACCUUUGUACUUGGAAUAGGAGACAGACAUAAUGACAAUAUUAUGAUUACAGAAGCAGGUAAUCUGUUUCACAUUGACUUUGGCCAUAUUCUUGGAAAUUACAAAAGCUUCCUUGGAAUCAAUAAAGAACGGGUUCCUUUUGUGUUGACGCCAGAUUUUCUUUUUGUGAUGGGAACCUCUGGGAAGAAAACCAGUCCACGCUUUCAAAAUUUUCAGGAUAUCUGUGUGAGGGCUUACCUUGCACUUCGGAAGCACACAAACCUCCUCAUCAUCCUGUUUUCUAUGAUGCUAAUGACUGGCAUGCCUCAGCUGACUAGCAAGGAAGACAUUGAAUAUAUCCGUGAUGCUCUAACUGUUGGCAAAAAUGAAGAAGAUGCUAAAAAGUAUUUCCUAGAUCAGAUUGAAGUAUGUAGGGAUAAAGGCUGGACGGUGCAGUUCAAUUGGUUCAUUCAUCUUGUGCUGGGAAUUAAACAAGGAGUAGAAAAACACUCUGCCUAAUGAGGAUGUAUACAAAUAACUAGUGGGUAAUCCUUUGCUUCUUCUAAUGGUUUCAACAGGAAUGGUUUAAAAUGUGUUUAUGGAGUCUUCCUCCUGUGAAGCCACAACUUUACAAAAAAAACCUUCUUAUGGAGAAUGCAGAAGAGUACAAUGUUUAACAAGAAGAUGAGAGCUUUACUGAGGUAGUUUUUCUCUCUCUUCCAGUGCCACGAAUAAUAAUUUAAUAAAUUAUUGAUAGAAUUUAGAUGACAGCACUGAAGUAGAAGCACCGUGUUUGUUCCCACUUUGUUAAAGAAAAUAAUAUAGGUGCUUAAAAGAAGGCAGAAAGCGCUCUUGAAAACUAUUGGGCAUUGAGAAUACUUUAAAGCAAUAUUUUUCUAUUUCACCUUAAUCCAUUUAAUUCUUUUAAGGUCUUUUAAGGUUUUAAGUUGUAAAUUGUUCCCUUUAUUGUAGCUUUAACAUGUUUUUUCUGUUUGUAAAACUGGCAAAACAUUCUUUCCGUGUUGCAGAGAACAUGUUCUAGCUAUGCCAUUGUAAAUGACAAAAUCGUAUGUAAUGUUGAAUUGUAUGUUACUUGCAGUUUGGGCAUAGCUAAUUAAUCUCUCUAGAAGUUAAAGUACAUAGGCCAUGCUGAUGGCAAGUGGUUCAGAUGAAGGAGCAUAUUGUAAGAGCCAGUUUACAUCUAGGGCAAAAUGAAAUCACUCGGAUAUAAGUAGACACUAGUGGCAGCAAUCAUAUGUGGAAUAUCACUUUGUGUCUCCUCUGCUGCUGCAUAUGCAAAAAUAGUGAUGAGAAGCUCUGUACAACUAUUUCCGCACCUCUAAUAGAAAAAAAAUACUUUUGGGAAAUACUCAAUGAACUAUAUUUCAAAGGUUUCAAUAUUUUUUCUGAAUUUAUUAUUUAAAAGGAGGAGUAUUUUUCAUUUCAUCAUGGGAAAUACAAAAAUUACAUGGCAAGUUCAAUGAAAUAGUACUCAGCUUUUAAAAGCUUGACAGUAAUGGUACUGUUUUAUAAAGAAGUGCUAUGUAAGAGCUCCUGUUUUUUAAGCAAAUGUUUGAAAAUCGUUAAUAGUUAUAGAUUUCCUCUGUGCCAGUUUUCUAAGUUUUCAAAUACACACCAGUGCCAUAAUCUAGAAAACUACUUUGGUUAGGCCCAAAAGAUGCAUGUAUAUUCGUGUAACCUUUGAUUAAGCAUCUCCCACCGUUAUUUGAACAUUCUUUUACAUUCUCCUGAUUUGCAAAAGGACCCUGCUUUGCAGUUGGUAAAGUUGUACAUAUGUAUCUGAUUGUAUCAUUUUCUAGUUUGGCAAAAAAUCAAGAAACUCUCUACAUUUUUAUGAUGGUUGGUUUUAUCUUUUUUAUUUUUACUAUUUUAAAAACAGAAUAAUUUAUUUUUUAAAAAUGGAACAAGUAUUAACUAUACUUGGUAUAUUAACUAUAUUAAUCUUCAUUGGGAAGUUAUAAUUGAAUGUUCAACCAUGAAAUCAUUGCUGAUAGUACCAGUUUUGUCUGCAAUAACCUUAAUUCCGUGGCAAGGCCCAGCUAGAGAAUACCCACUAAAUUAAUGAGAAUUUGAUAAAUCAACACUUACAUAACCUCUGUUGAUUCAAAAGGUGUUUUCCAAUUGGUUUUAGCAAUUGGAUUUAGGCCUUGAAUGUUAAUGCUUAUAUUGGACAUCUCUGUAAAUACCUCAAAAAACAAACACAAAUUGCAUGUUCAGGAGCAAGAACUGUUUUGCACAGACGAGACAGACAAAAUUAAUUGGAAGAACUAGGUCACAGCUUUAGUUAUCGCUGAUAGGGUUGGCACAUGCAUGAAUCUGAAUUGGCAUCAACCUACCCACCACAUAUCUACCCCGAUACAUUUGGAUGGCCUGAGAUGGUCCAGCCGUGCAUCUCUCCAGUGUGGUUUUGCCACCACCAGAGGAUAUAGGGAAAGCUUAUAUUCCCCAGCUGGACAGAACCAGCCCCAUGCCCCACAGUCCCAAGCUCCUUAAAUAGACCCCCAUACGAUUGACAUAUGUAGAUGAAUCUUGGGUCUCUAAAGAUGUGACCGUGUACCCCUACACACACAUAUAACAAUAGUCUUAAGGGAGGAAGGGUGGAACAAAGCUUGGACUGAAUUGGCUCUCACAAGGCUUGGGCUUUUAAAUGUAUGCCCAGUUAUCCAACUGGAGUGAAAACUUCCCCUCUGGGUCACUCUGGCUAGGUAAGAAGAACCUGCCAAGCUAAUUGAAAUUGAGCAGUUUCAAAUUUAUUGGCUGGCACACUGAAAAAUUCAAUUGAGGGCUUCUUAGGCAGCAGAGCCUCUUGGCUAGGAGGCCCUGGACCCAGCUUGACAGCCACAUUCUAUGCUAGCCCCUAACCACAAUCUGGGCAUUGUGUUUGUUGAAAGUUAUGCCUACAUACUUCUCCUUUUUGUAUUGCUAUGGAGGAAGGAAUCAAUUACUCUCUUCACACAAUAACCAGGACUCACUUUCAUUGUGAGCCAAGGGCAUUUAGUAGUUGACGAAGAGUGGGAGUUUCUAAGGAAGCAUCUUCCUAUGCCCUUAUUGUCAGGUGCAGAAUGACAAAUGGAUGAUGCAGGGCUUCUUGGAUGAUAACGUUGUUACUUGGCUGGCCAUGGACCCAAAGCCAGGUACUUCUUCAGCAUUCUUGCUCACAAUGGCCACUAAAUGAAGAUGGGUUCAGCAGAAGUAGAUUGGGAAAGUGUAUCAUAGUUCUAUCUGGGUGGAAAUUUCUGGUGUCUCUCUCAGUGCAGGAUCUUGGCCAUUUGCAUCUAUAUCAAAUCACAUCAAAAAUGAAGCUGAAAGUGUUCCAUGUUAGUCCAAGUAACACUGCAUUCUGUUGUUAAGAAAAAAAAUAUCUAUAUACAAUUCCAAAAUUUUCCAUGUACUGUACUGGUGUAGGGACUCUCAAACAAUUUCUUUGUCCUAUAUUCAGCUGUUUUCAGGUUUCAUCUGUUCAAUGGAAAAGCCAGAAUACUAAAGUUGAGUAAGAAAGCAUUUUCUAAGACUCUUGCUUGACUGAGUUCAAAAUUAAAUCAUUUGUACAGUAUUUGUAACCUUAGUUUUAAAAACGGUGUAUUCUAAUUUUGAAGGAAAUUGUGUAGAUGAUUGAUAAAACUUUAUUAAAGGCUACUUAUACA
Molecule: messenger RNA, 6940 nt
Organism: Anolis carolinensis (green anole)
Lineage: Eukaryota; Metazoa; Chordata; Lepidosauria; Squamata; Anolidae
Gene: pik3cg
Product: phosphatidylinositol-4,5-bisphosphate 3-kinase catalytic subunit gamma
Exons: 13
Coding region: 498-3794 (1098 amino acids)
Biological process (GO): phosphatidylinositol 3-kinase/protein kinase B signal transduction; phosphatidylinositol-mediated signaling; cell migration
Cellular component (GO): plasma membrane; phosphatidylinositol 3-kinase complex; cytoplasm
Molecular function (GO): 1-phosphatidylinositol-4-phosphate 3-kinase activity; 1-phosphatidylinositol-3-kinase activity
Source: RefSeq, a predicted model, not a curated record